This is a messenger RNA of Prunus avium (sweet cherry), 1461 nucleotides long. NCBI's taxonomy places the organism in Eukaryota, Viridiplantae, Streptophyta, Magnoliopsida, Rosales, Rosaceae. The record is from RefSeq and is a predicted model, not a curated record.
AUGGAGGUGCUGAAGACACAAAAGGACGUCCAGAGCCUCACCGGACGAGUGGCAGCCCUCACUCGUUUCAUCUCCAAAGCCACGGACAAGUGUGCACCGUUCUUCAAAGCCUUGAAAGGGGGCAAACACCAUAUAGAGUGGACUGCCGAAUGCGAUAAGGCGUUUCAAGACUUGAAGGACUAUAUGGGCAGAGCCCCGCUACUGUCUAAACCCAUUCCUGGGGAAAUUCUCUCUCUAUAUCUAUCGGUAUUCAACACUACCGUCAGCUCAGUAUUAAUACGGAUACUAGAGAAGGCAGAACUACCGAUUUUCUACGUCAGCAAAGCCCUACAAGGGGUAGAAUCUCGAUACCCCCCACUCGAGCAGCUGGCUUUGGCUCUGGUCGUUUCUGCCCGAAGGCUGGUAAAAUGGGCGAUCGAGUUGGGAGAGUUCGAUGUGCAGUUCAAACUUAGACAUGCCGAGAAAGGACAGGCCGUAGCAGACUUCAUCUCCGAACUAACGCCUUCAGAAGCGGUGGAACUUGGGAACCCCCCUCCACUGGUAAGCCUGCCGAACGGCAGCCAAUUCGACCAGUCAAUUCAUGUCUGGGUCCUGCACGUGGACGGCUCGGCAAACCAACAAGGGUGCGGAGCUGGCUUGGUACUCACCGCUCCCGAUGGAACCAAGAUGGAAUAUGCCAUCCGGUGUAGCUUCCGAACGUCCAAUAACAAAGCAGAAUACGAAGCCCUCUUAGCAAGCCUUCGGCUAGCUAAGAGCAUGGGGGCUAAGCAGGUCAGCAUCCACAGCGAUUCACAACUCAUCAUCAACCAGGUCACUGCCGAUUUCUUGGCAAAUGACGAGUCUAUGACGGCAUACUUGUCGUCGGCACAUCUACUACUUCAGCAGUUCCAGGCCUACGAAAUUCGGCAAGUUCCCAGGUCAGAGAACAGCCAUGCCGACGCAUUAGCCAGACUGGCAUCGGCUAUUAACGACAAGAUUGGCCGAAAGGUCCCCGUCGAGAUCUUAGCUCAGCCAAGCACUACGACCGUUGAUAUAUGUACCGUUCGGUAUGAGGACACCUGGAUGUCGUCGAUAUACACGUAUUUAACAAACGGUACCCUCCCGGAAGAUAAGGCACAAGCAAGGGGGCUGCGUUACCGAUCUGCAAGGUACAUUGUCAUCAAUAACAUUCUGUACAAACGCGGCUACACGACCCCCCUACAUGAAAUGCAUCACCGAAGAGCAGGGCAAGUAUGUCCUUCGGGAAAUCCACAGUGGACUCUGCGGCGAUCAUUCCGGCUCCAGAUCCCUAACCCACAAAGCCUUCCGGCAGGGCUACUAUUGGUCGUCCAUGCAUCGGGAUGCAAUUGCGAUGGUAAAGAGGUGCGACAAAUGUCAGCGGUUCGGCAAUAUUCCGCACCUACCUGCCGAACCCCUUACGCCGAUCGUAAGUCCUUGGCCAUUCACCCAGUGGGGACUUGA